Messenger RNA from Dermochelys coriacea (leatherback sea turtle), 1606 nucleotides. RefSeq lists its product as uncharacterized. The transcript is spliced from 8 exons. Bases 159 to 1109 code for a protein of 316 amino acids. Lineage: Eukaryota; Metazoa; Chordata; Testudines; Dermochelyidae. The record is from RefSeq and is a predicted model, not a curated record.
CCAAGCUGUUAGGCAGCUUGCCUUGGAGCUGGCUGCUAGGAGCUAGGAUCCAACAGUCAAGGUCCAUGCGGGGAUUGGCGACAGUUCAUUGCCCUCCAGCAGGACAGUCUGUGAGGCUGUAGGAGAAGCAGCUGCAGGCGGACCAAGCCCGGUGCAGGAUGAGGCUCUGGCUGCUGGCGGGUUUAGUGGCUGUGCUCGCCCUCGUGGCGGUGGCUGGGGCCGACCUGGGGGACUCCACGGUAGGAGUGGAGGAUCUGCUGCGAGUGAGGAGGGAGGACAGAAAACGCACACCCCCACCUUUCAAACCCUGUCCUGGCUGCUAUUCUCCUCUGAGCAAGCCGGAUACACCAGUGAGAGCCAGGAGACAAGUGGAGAAGCAGUGGCGACCCAGAGCCAGACCCAGACCCACCUGGAGACCAGGCUCCCUGACUUUGCUAAGGCCUGCCAAGGUGGAGGUCCAGGAUGCAGAAGUGAGAACCAGGAGGGAAGCUGAGAGAGGACCGCAACCGCGACCCAGACCCAGAUUGAAUCUUCCAGGGCACUCACCUUACAACUACGGCUAUAUGACUCUUCUUGCUUCCCCCGCCAAUGUGAGCCUCCAGGGGCCUGCUCUACCAGGGCGAGGCAGGAGGGCGGUUGAAGGAACUCAGCCACGCACACUAAAACCCAAGCGACCCAGGCUGCCCUGCUCGGGUUGCUACAGCCCUCUAGUGUCCCUCAAGGACAACCAUCAACAAGAGAGAGUUAAGAGGGAAGGCCAGAAACCUCAGCAAGCCAGACCCACAAGGAAACCAACUUGGAGACCUGGCUCUGGGUCCAUCAUAGGCUGGAGCCCGCCUGAGGAAGUCAAAGACAAGCUCACCACCCCCAAGCUCCCCUGUCCCAGCUGCCAUGGCUCUGUAGCCACCGGCCAGGAGGGGCGCUCUGCUGAGGGGAUCCUGAGCCCCAGGGCCAGGAGAGAAGACGAAAGGCCCACGGCGGCAAAGCGUAAAGCCAAGCAGAGAGCAAGAGACAGGCUCUACUGUGCUGGCUGCUAUUCCAGCCUCACGCUGCGGGACCAGCCUGCCCCCUUGAGAGAGGAGGCGGAUGGAGGAUCAAGAGGAGAUUAGCUACUGCACCCACCUGAGGAGGAGUCCUUCCAGGCCUCACAUCCCUUGUGUAGCUAGACAGCAGCCCAGGCUGGGAGUCUGGUAUCCACCCCCCCUCCACACCCCUGAGAUCAGUUACACAGAAUCUGGAUCCCAACCCCCCUUCCCCCUCCAGCUGGCACAAACCCACCCUGUUUCUCCUGCUGCGGAGCUGGGAUGGAAUCAAGGCCCCUUUCUCUGAGUCCUGCAAACCCACAAUCCCCACCCUCCCCUGUCUCGCUCCCAGUAAUAGACAAGGGGCGCGCGGGCCGCACGGGACCAGACUGGCCUGUCCCGUGGCGCCCUCCGGCCUCCCAAGGCGCUGUGUGAAGGCAGAUAGAUGUAAAUGAAACUAAAGCCACAUAUAAAGGGCUGAAUUCCUUGGGGUGUACGUGGGUCCAGCUCUGCUGCACUGAGUGGAACUGCGCCCGUUUAUACCUGGGGGAAUGUGAGCCAAGAGUGCAAAUAAACACAAAUAC